UUGAUUGGGAUUGGCUGCCUUGCAUUUCAGGCCUGCUCUGCAGCAGGCAGGGAGUGGCGCGCAGGCGCAGAUGGUGGCUAGGACUGGGCUGUGGCGCUGAGAGAAGGUGCUGCUGCUCUGCUUGCGAAAUGGCUGAGGUGGAAGAAACCUUGAAGAGAAUUCAGAGUCAAAAAGGAGUCCAAGGGAUCAUUAUUGUCAAUUCAGAAGGUAUUCCCAUCAAAAGCACCAUGGAUAAUUCCACCACCAUGCAAUAUGCAGGCUCAAUGCAUAACUUAAUAAUGAGGGCAAGGGGCACUGUGCGAGAUAUUGAUCCGCAAAAUGACCUCACGUUCUUGCGGAUUCGCUCCAAAAAGAAUGAAAUCAUGGUUGCGCCAGAUAAGGACUACUUCCUGAUUGUCGUUCAGAAUCCAACCGAAUGACGUUCCCAAGUGAAUAUGCAAUUCUGUAUACCUAAAUGUCUAUUUUUAAUUUAAUAUCCCUCAAAGGUGAUAGUAAUUGUUUGUGCCACAUUCAUAAUGUUAAAAUAUUUUAAAAGGUUAGACACAUGUUUAACGAGUCUGUUCAAAUGAUGGCAUUUUGUUAAGAAGAUGAAGUGAAAUCAAGAUGACUAAAGUGUCAAAGAUUAAUAGUUUUCUUUGUAAUAACUUUAUGCAAUCAUUGUUUGAAAUAUUUCUAACUGAAAAUGCAUUUUCUCGUUUCUUUUUUAUUUUGUCAAAUAUUUACUUGAAAGAGGCUUUUUUGUCUGAAAUGUAUUAAAGUGAAAGUAACCUUCA
This is a messenger RNA of Sceloporus undulatus (fence lizard), 773 nucleotides long. It is a transcript of the gene DYNLRB1, whose product is annotated as dynein light chain roadblock-type 1. Gene Ontology annotation, molecular function: dynein intermediate chain binding. Bases 129 to 419 code for a protein of 96 amino acids. Gene Ontology annotation, biological process: microtubule-based movement. The record is from RefSeq and is a predicted model, not a curated record. Gene Ontology annotation, cellular component: cytoplasmic dynein complex; centrosome; cytoplasm. Lineage: Eukaryota; Metazoa; Chordata; Lepidosauria; Squamata; Phrynosomatidae. The transcript has 4 exons.